CACCAUUUGUUGACAUCUGCGAUGGCCGCGUCCUGAUGCUCCGCGAAAGAGUUGCUGCCAGUUGGUUCACAAAAUUUAAAUCCCGUUCCGUGUGGAAAUCCCGUGUCGUCUGAAAAAAAACCCUGGUGCGUAGAGAUCCUUGGUGUGUGCCGUCGCCACGUUAACGGUGGCCAUCGCUGCCGACAUGGACGCGAAAGAAUCGCUGGAGUUGUCGGUUACGCCGGAGGAACUUUGCCGUACCUGUCUGGCUGCGGUCGAACGGAAUCAACUGAAACCGGUCUUUUGCAGCGAAAUUCUGGACGGAAAGAUCGUCCCCUUUCCGAAGGUGAUUGAGCUGGUAACAGGAGAACAGGUGAUCCGAGAUGAGAAACUACCCAACGGCGUGUGCGUGGAUUGCAAACGGAAACUGCGGGAUGUGUACUCCUUCAUCACGAAGGUCCGUAGUUCGAAUGAUCUGCUGUACGACAUCUUCAACGUCGCCAAACCGGUACCGAAGGCAAUCGAAGGAGGCACCGAUCCAGCGUCAAAAGUCAUUAAAAAGUGUGCCGAAGUCCAAACGGAACCGGAGCGGAAGUUCCCGAGCACCCCACAGCUGGUAGAGACCGGAACACAGUGUACGGAUAUAUCUAUCGUACGCAGAAAUCCUCCGGCAUUGAGACGCCAUGCGCAAACACAAACCAGCGAGGAGCCCAAGCUGCCGGAAAAGAGUGAAAUCGUGAUCGCAGCAAACAGCGAAUGUGCUGAAACCAGAAAUGAAUUCUCCACGAUACUUAUGGAACAGGAUGGAGUGGCGGCUACCGAUGACGGGCUUAGAUCCGAGUCCGAUCAACGUUUGACUGGCUGGCGGCUGGUUCAAAUGUUCAAGGGAGAGGAAGACACUCUGAAGGACGUCGAUGAUGAGGAUAGUGAAUCCGAGUUCGAAGUGCGGCUCGUCACUAGCGUAACGUCUGCUGCAGAGGAAUCCACAUUGUUAAGGCAGGGUAAGAUCUUGCUUAAAGCAUCCAAAUCGCCUGGCGACAGAUCAUCAUCGGAAGAGGAGCUGCUAGAUAGUGCCGUGGUGCUGGAAAAAAGCGCCGAUAAGCAACAGAAGCACGAAACGUGCCUUUACUGUAACUACACGGCACAGCCUGCUGCUGUGCUGCAGCCUGCUGCUGUGCUGCAGCCUGCUGGAAAGUGCUUUCUCGUGCAUCAGCAAACACUGGAACUGUGUUUCGAAUCCAUCGAGUACUUUCGCUGUGGCAACUGUUUCCGCGUGUUCAUGUACCAGGAACAAAUGGAGGAGCACUUUGAGGAUAGCCGUGCGUGCGUACAACCGAAACAUAUCGUGGAGGAGGAGGAUUUGAGCAGGCACGUAUCGUUCUACCGGAACGGGCUGGAUGUGUGCAUGCCAAAGCUCAAGACAUUCACCUGUACCGUGGAUGGGGAGUAUCGCUGUUUCCGGUGCCCGACCGUUCGGAAUGAUUUCGAAGCGAUGCGUGCGCACUGCAUUGAACACGACCUUGCCGACGAUCAGACGGUCGAUGUCGAUCAGAUUUGGAAGACGAACAAGUUCGAUGUGGUACACAUCUGCGGUAUGUGCGGGGCCCAAUUUUCGGACGCCACGUUCAUCCGGCAGCACGUCUACUUCCACCAGGACUCGUACCUCUGCAUGUACAACUGUGAGCAGAUUUGCGAAAGUUUUGGCCAUCUGACGUAUCACCUACAGACGAAGCAUUUAGCAGCGGCGCUUCCACUAGCGUCCGGAACCACCGGAACCGACGAACAGCAAAGCGAACCACAGGACUUUAGUUGCGGGCAGUGCAAGAAGGUGUUGCGGAAUGCGGCUUCACUGCGGAUGCACGUUAAAAAUCAUGCCCGAGAACGCAAGUUUGCUUGCAACAUCUGCUCCAAACGGUUCACACAGAAGGGCGAUCUGACGACGCACCUGCGGACACACACUAAUGAGCGACCGUACCAGUGUUUCGUGUGCGAUAAAACGUUCCGCACGCUAAGCCACCGCCGUGAUCACAUGUCGACGCACGCCGAGGAGAACAAGUUCGAAUGUGAGGUUUGCCACAAGAAGUUCAAGGCUGCCCGGAUACUGGCUGGCCAUCGUCAGCUGCACACCGGCGUAAAACCGUACACCUGCACCAUUUGCUCUAAAACGUUCGCUCGAAAGCACCACUUGAAGCAACACUCGCAGGUUCAUUGCAAACGGUGAACGGAAUUGCGCACCGGAAAGGAAUACUAGAAACGUAAGCGCUACAACCGAAUUAGAACUGAAAUGGUACAAAUGAACUAGAGCUGCUGAAAGAAAUAAAAUACCGACAAAUUCUGGUGAUGGUCGACCCAGACUCAUCAAUUA
This is a messenger RNA of Anopheles aquasalis, 2344 nucleotides long. Its product is annotated as zinc finger protein 570-like. Gene Ontology annotation, cellular component: nucleus. Gene Ontology annotation, biological process: regulation of transcription by RNA polymerase II. Gene Ontology annotation, molecular function: zinc ion binding; DNA-binding transcription factor activity, RNA polymerase II-specific. The record is from RefSeq and is a predicted model, not a curated record. NCBI's taxonomy places the organism in Eukaryota, Metazoa, Arthropoda, Insecta, Diptera, Culicidae.